Betta splendens (Siamese fighting fish) is the source of this 2827-nucleotide messenger RNA. Its product is annotated as inward rectifier potassium channel 2-like. NCBI's taxonomy places the organism in Eukaryota, Metazoa, Chordata, Actinopteri, Anabantiformes, Osphronemidae. Gene Ontology annotation, molecular function: inward rectifier potassium channel activity. The transcript has 2 exons. The record is from RefSeq and is a predicted model, not a curated record. Gene Ontology annotation, cellular component: plasma membrane. Gene Ontology annotation, biological process: regulation of monoatomic ion transmembrane transport; potassium ion import across plasma membrane. The coding region runs from base 384 to 1712 and encodes 442 amino acids.
CGGAGAGGGUUAUGGCACAAAUAACAACAACAGACGAGCAAGGUUGAGGUGGAGCGACUAAUGAGCAGCCGGAGAGAGGUGCGCGGGCGUAUGUGGCGCACAUGGGAGUAAUGACACGCAAAUAACUGCGCUGCACGGACCAACAGUCCCCUCCACUGAUGAGGUCCAACGCAGCUGUCGGGGAGGAGUGACCAGCCCUCAACACUGGUGCACAGCCCCAGUCUCCCCUGAUCCCUGCAGGAACCAGUCCUGGUGUCCACACCCUCUUUUUUUUGGCAUAAACGUGUCCCCGGGAUCAUUCAAACCUGUUUCUCCAACGCUUCUACCAAAAACUUAGACUGUUUUCCAAAGCAGACCCGGCUCAGCCCUCCCAGGCGGAAGCGAUGGGGAGCGUGCGGAGCCACCGCUACAGCAUCGUGUCCUCGGAGGAGGACGGCAUGAAGCUGGCCGCCAUCGCCGUCCCCAACGGCUACGGCAACGGCAACGUCAACAAGCCGCACGGCGAGCGGCAGCCGCAGAGCCGCUUCGUCAGCAAGGACGGCCACUGCAACGUGCAGUUCAUCAACAUGAGCGAGAAGGGGCAGCGGUACCUGGCCGACAUCUUCACCACCUGCGUGGACAUCCGCUGGCGCUGGAUGCUGGUCAUAUUCUGCCUGUCCUUCCUGCUGUCGUGGCUGUUUUUCGGCCUCGUCUUCUGGGUGGUGGCCCUCUGCUACGGGGACUUAGAGAACGAGUCUCAGAUAUGCGUUUCGAACGUGGACAGCUUCACCGCCGCCUUCCUGUUCUCGGUGGAGACCCAGACCACCAUUGGCUACGGCUAUCGCUACGUGACCGAGGACUGCCCCAUCGCCGUCUUCAUGGUGGUCUUCCAAAGCAUCGUGGGGUGCAUCAUUGACGCCUUCAUCAUCGGCGCCGUCAUGGCCAAAAUGGCGAAACCCAAGAAGCGCAACGAGACCCUGGUGUUCAGCCACUACGCUACGGUGGCUAUGAGGGAUGGGAAACUCUGCCUGAUGUGGCGCGUGGGAAACCUGAGGAAGAGUCACCUGGUGGAGGCUCACGUCAGGGCCCAGCUCCUCAAGUCCCGCACCACCGUGGAGGGGGAGUUCAUCCCUCUGGAUCAGGUGGACAUUGACGUGGGCUUCGACAGCGGCAUCGACAGGAUCUUCCUGGUGUCUCCGAUUACCAUCGUGCACGAGAUCGACGACGGCAGCCCGUUCUAUGACAUGAGCAAACAGGAGUUGGAGACGUCGGAGUUUGAGAUCGUGGUCAUCCUGGAGGGCAUGGUGGAGGCCACGGCCAUGACCACCCAGUGCCGGAGCUCGUACGUGGCCAGCGAGAUCCUCUGGGGCCACCGCUUCGAGCCGGUGCUCUUCGAGGAGAAGAACUACUACAAGGUGGACUACUCCCGCUUCGACAACACGUACGAGGUGCCCAGCACGCCCCACUGCAGCGCCCGGGAGCUCGCCGACAGGAAGUCCAGCGCCUCCAGCUCCAGGAACUCCUUUUGCUACGAGAACGAGGUGGCUUUGGAAAAGGUGGAAAUGGAGGAGGAGGAGGAGGAGGAGUUUGAGAGCGAGGAGAGCAAGCAAAUCAACGGGGUGGAGGUCGGCGCACUUAAAGACACAAGCGCCGACGCGGCGUCAGACUCUGAGUGCAAGCUGGACACUUUGCCUUUGGACUCGAGACCCCUGACGGCCGAAUCAGAGAUAUGAGCGCAGGGCAAGUAACGUUUGCUGGAACUUCGCUAUGCAGGAGGAAAUCCACACAUGCUGAAUACAGUGAAAGAAACUGAGGUCGCGCGAAGAUGCUGGGAUGAAACGAGGUAGAUGCCUUCACCUAAACACUGUGCAGUCAGAUUCUAUGCACAGUAACUGACUAAAUAUAAGAACCUGAAGUAUUUAGAUUUAGGCUGCACAAAAAAGCUAAUUGCUAAUGAGCUGGACUCUUAGCAUGUUUGCAUAGUGUUGCUGCUCGUGUGGUUCCAUGUUCCCAUGGAAGAUGUUUGGACUUUGCACUAGGCUCCCAUCAACCCUGCCUCCAGUACAGCAACGUGGGUCUUAAAGGUCUCAGUCACUGGGAGGAGGAUCACUCCGAGGUUGUGCAAUACAGCUCAGCGGCAGCGGCCGAGAGCUGCGCCCUGAGCCAGAGGUUCCGAAUGUUAAAAAGUGCUGCUAAGUCACACGACCCGGAGGCGCCGACGCGUUCCCUUCAUCCCUCGCAGAGUCCGUUCUGAAGAUCUGAAGGAGGAGAUCUCAGACGUGGACGAGCACGACCCUCUCAGUGUGUUUCCCACAGCUUCAGCCCCCCCCCCCCACCAUUACGUCCUCCCACCACAACGUCGUGUACAUACAGUAUAUGCCAGUGGACUGCAGCUAACGCCCUCCUCAUCCCACCGUCGGGCUCUGAGAUGACUGUGAUGUAGUGGCCUGUUGCCGUCAGCGCGGCAUGAAGGAUCUGGGCACGUCUUAGGUAAUCGUAUCAUUUCUGAAUGUGCCCUUGCUUUGUCUUAUUACACACUGGGAACGCUAAGUUAUAGUUCAGCAACAAUCACUAAUCCAGAACGCAGGUAUUACACUUGACUUCAGUCUUACAUAAGAUUGAGCUUUGAUGUGUUUUUCUUUUUUUUUUAAUGUCUCUAACGUCAAAGGAAGGAAGUCUAUUUAAACACUUCACACAGUUCUCCUGUCUUAGUUCUUUAUUUUUCUACCAGAGUCCUCCCACGCCCCGGCACAAACCAGACACUGUACAGAUUUUUUUAUAUUUUGUAAAUUGUAAUGCAGUUACUGUAUGUUGAUAUGGCAGUUGUUGUUUUUUUUGUUUUUUUUUU